AUCAUUACUCUCUCUCUCUCUCUCUCUCUCUCUCUCUCUGUGGAACGUAGCAUUAUCUCUCUCCCGAUCAAUGGCGAGUGGAUUGCUCCGACGGGCGAUAUCUAGGGUUCCUGCUGCGUCGUCGGCGGCGAGAGUUGUUGUAUUCCGGGCCCACGCCUCGGAGGCCCAGGCCCAACAGGUGGAGCCCAAGGCGACGUCCAAUUCCACCCCGAAGACCUUCCAAAUCUACCGAUGGAACCCGGACUCUCCCAACAAACCGGAGCUCCAGGACUACGAGAUUGACCUCAAGGACUGCGGACCGAUGAUCCUGGACGCCUUAAUCAAGAUAAAAAACGAGAUCGAUCCCACCCUGACCUUCCGACGCUCCUGCCGUGAGGGAAUCUGCGGUUCGUGCGCUAUGAACAUCGACGGCCGGAACGGUUUAGCUUGUCUGACGAAAAUUCCCCCGGGUGGGCCUACUAUGAUUACUCCUCUUCCGCAUAUGUUCGUGAUUAAGGAUUUGGUCGUGGAUAUGACGAAUUUCUACAACCAGUAUAAGUCGAUUGAGCCGUGGUUGAAGAGGAAGAGCCCGCCGGAGACUCCUGGGAAGGAGAUUCUGCAGAGCAAGGAGGAUAGGAAGAAGCUUGAUGGGAUGUACGAAUGCAUUCUCUGCGCCUGCUGUAGUACAUCUUGUCCUAGCUACUGGUGGAACCCGGAGUCUUAUUUGGGUCCCGCUGCGCUUUUGCACGCGAAUAGGUGGAUAAUGGACAGUCGUGAUGAAUACACAAAGGAGCGCCUUGACGCCAUAAAUGAUGAGUUCAAGCUGUAUCGCUGCCAUACCAUUUUGAAUUGUGCUAAAGCUUGCCCCAAGGGACUGAAUCCUGGGAUGCAAAUCCAAAAUAUCAAGAAACUCGAACUGAGUUCCUAAAUUUCCUAGAAUAUUGAAGAAUGCACUUUGUUUGCAAGAUUGUUUUGAAGUACUCACAGUAUUAUGGGAGAAUAAUGUUAUUACUGGUUGUAAUUUUUGCAAAUUCUAUAGCAUUUGUACCUUGUAGAAGGUCCUAUUUUGAAAAUAAUGCAUUAACUGAGCUUUCUUUUCC
Molecule: messenger RNA, 1079 nt
Organism: Sesamum indicum (sesame)
Lineage: Eukaryota; Viridiplantae; Streptophyta; Magnoliopsida; Lamiales; Pedaliaceae
Product: succinate dehydrogenase [ubiquinone] iron-sulfur subunit 2, mitochondrial-like
Biological process (GO): tricarboxylic acid cycle; respiratory electron transport chain; aerobic respiration
Cellular component (GO): mitochondrion
Molecular function (GO): 2 iron, 2 sulfur cluster binding; oxidoreductase activity; electron transfer activity
Source: RefSeq, a predicted model, not a curated record